Molecule: messenger RNA, 750 nt
Organism: Pyrenophora tritici-repentis Pt-1C-BFP
Lineage: Eukaryota; Fungi; Ascomycota; Dothideomycetes; Pleosporales; Pleosporaceae
Source: RefSeq, a predicted model, not a curated record
AUGGGAUUGGUUCGUAAUUUUGCCAUUCAAGACCAUCCUGGAAUAAUACGAGUUGUUGACCCUCAAUGGGUCGACGCGGAAGUGGUUCGGGAGUGGAUCACAUCCUGCAUCACCAAUCACGCAGAUCGAUGCAAGAUGCUGCCUUUCUUUAGGAACGAGGAUUUGAUUAUGCCCAGGUACCUUGUCGAUACUCUGGAAAUGUGUCUCGUGAAAGGAGACCAAGUCAAAGGCGAUUACGUUGCACUGAGUUAUCAAUGGGGCCAAACAGAGACGCUUCGAAACACAACUCUGCUGUGUAAACGGAUUCUCCAGCAAUACUCACUAUCCGACGCGGAACCAGCUCCCAAAAUACCUACAACAGUCAAAGAUGCUUUCGCUGUGGCCAAAAGACUAGGCUAUCUGUUGCAGUACAAUGCAUGUCAGCACAUUGGCCAUUUACAGCUCCACAAUAAGGAUAACGUAGCCAUGUUCAAAGCUACAGGAAGCAACUACUCGUCACCAAAUCCAAUCGAGAUUGUGGCGACUUGCAAAGGCUACUGCAGAACACUAUUGGCGCUGGGAACAGACUGGGAUGUUCAAUGCAAGAAGGGGAAUUCAUGGCAGAAUUUUGCUACCUACAAAGAAUGCUACUAUGUCCUGUGGAUUGAAUGGGUGGAUGGCGUCGCGUAUCACAAGGCCAGCGGGGCCGUUCUCGCCGAGGCAUGGGAGCUCGUGAAGGAGAAGGAGCUUGUGGAUCUGAUAAUGGGGUGA